GAUCUCGUACCGAAACGCCACCCAGCUCAACUCUCUCUCCGUCCAACAGCAUGUUCUCCGUCGCCCUCCGCGGCGUACGGCGGACGCGAGAUCUCCGGCCAACGACCAAUCAUGCCCCGGCUAUUCGAGCCGGUUUAUCCGCAGCCGGGGCACCAGCCGAACAUGUUGUGGUAUGUCUUCCCAGCGCCCAUGACAUGCUGGAUCUGGGCACUGACUUUGACGUUGUACACGCUACCAUGUCGUACUCGCUCGAAGACAUCAAGGCGCACAAGACGCGCAAGAGCCUCUGGCUGACGCUCCACAAGAAGGUGUACGACGUGACACAGUUCAUUGACGAGCAUCCCGGCGGCGACGAGGUGCUUCUCGAAGAGGCGGGGCGGGACGCGACCGAGGCAUUCGAGGACGUCGGGCACUCGGACGAGGCGCGCGAUCUCCUCAAGGGCCUGCAGAUCGGGACGCUGAGCCAGGCGGAUGAGGGCGCGCUCAAGACGGCGCCGGGCGUCAACACCACCGUGAACAAGGGCCCGGGGGGGGCGAGCCAGCUCCCACUCUUCGUCGUGCUCGCCCUCAUCGUUGCGUUCGUCGCGUGGAAGGCCGGAUACCUCGGCUAGACGUGCGUUGUGUUGUUCCAACUUGCAUGUAGAGCCGCCCAUUUCUUUUCUGCAGCAACAUCAAGCAACAUGAGAUACAUCGGCUCUGCGGUAGGCCCAGACCGCGCAAGUGCAUGCAAACGGGAGUGUGAUGUGCGGAAAGGGAAUGAGAACGGGACUGGGAGUGAGAAUGAGAUCGUGCGAGUGCGAGUGCGAAUGCGAGAGUCAAGCCUGGUGUACAAACCCCAAGAGGAACGAAUGAAGAGGCCCGGGUAUCGUGAG
Messenger RNA from Cutaneotrichosporon oleaginosum, 872 nucleotides. RefSeq lists its product as uncharacterized. Gene Ontology annotation, molecular function: heme binding. NCBI's taxonomy places the organism in Eukaryota, Fungi, Basidiomycota, Tremellomycetes, Trichosporonales, Trichosporonaceae. The record is from RefSeq and is a predicted model, not a curated record. Gene Ontology annotation, cellular component: intracellular membrane-bounded organelle; membrane.